AAUCGAGUGAGAGAGCGGCCGGUAAGUGUGCCCGGGUGCUGCAGCAGCACCAUGCUGGAACAGGGGUCAGCAAGUAUCAUUGGUGUCAGUGGGAGGAAUAGUGCCCCAUCAUUGGUGUCACUGGGGGUCAGCAAGUUACAUGUCAUUGGUGUCAGUGGGAGGAAUAGUGCCCCAUCAUUGGUAUCAGUGGGAGGAAUAGUGCCCCAUCAUUGGUAUCAGUGGGAGGAAUAGUGCCCCAUCAUUGGUGUCACUG
This is a messenger RNA of Staurois parvus, 253 nucleotides long. The record is from the annotation of a GenBank genome assembly. NCBI's taxonomy places the organism in Eukaryota, Metazoa, Chordata, Amphibia, Anura, Ranidae.